Molecule: messenger RNA, 2687 nt
Organism: Apis laboriosa (Himalayan honeybee)
Lineage: Eukaryota; Metazoa; Arthropoda; Insecta; Hymenoptera; Apidae
Gene: nAChRalpha6
Product: neuronal acetylcholine receptor subunit alpha-7
Exons: 13
Coding region: 1-1584 (527 amino acids)
Biological process (GO): regulation of membrane potential; chemical synaptic transmission; monoatomic ion transmembrane transport
Cellular component (GO): postsynaptic membrane; neuron projection; synapse
Molecular function (GO): acetylcholine-gated monoatomic cation-selective channel activity; transmembrane signaling receptor activity
Source: RefSeq, a predicted model, not a curated record
AUGUCGAGCUGGCCGAGUCUGCAAAAUUCAUUCGCCAUGGCGAACCAGACGAGAGGUCUGCCACAGAUGCGAAUAAAGCUUUGUAUGGUCAGCGCCGGUCUUCAAAUAGUCCUUUUGCUCACCGUCCUACCUCAAGAAAGCCUGUGCGGACGUCACGAGAAACGUUUGUUGAACGAGCUGUUGUCGUCAUACAACACGCUGGAGCGGCCCGUCGCCAAUGAGAGCGAGCCUCUCGAAGUGAAAUUUGGCAUCACGCUGCAGCAGAUCAUAGAUGUGGAUGAGAAGAAUCAAAUAUUAACUACGAACGCGUGGCUCAAGUUGGAAUGGGUGGACUACAACCUCCAAUGGAACGAGUCCGAGUACGGAGGUGUAAAGGACCUUCGAAUUACACCAAACAAGCUCUGGAAGCCAGACAUUCUCAUGUACAACAGUGCGGAUGAGGGUUUCGACGGGACAUACCAAACAAACGUGGUAGUCACGCAUAACGGCAGUUGCCUGUACGUUCCUCCGGGCAUCUUCAAGAGCACUUGCAAGAUAGACAUCACUUGGUUCCCCUUUGACGACCAACACUGUGACAUGAAGUUCGGAUCCUGGACCUACGACGGCAACCAGGUCGACCUCGUGCUCAGUUCGGAGACGGGCGGUGACCUGUCCGACUUUAUCACGAAUGGAGAAUGGUACCUGAUCGGAAUGCCGGGCAAGAAGAACACGAUAACGUACCAAUGCUGUCCGGAGCCUUACGUCGACGUCACAUUCACCAUACAGAUCCGUAGAAGGACCCUAUACUAUUUUUUCAACCUGAUCGUGCCGUGCGUGCUGAUAUCGAGCAUGGCCCUCCUGGGGUUCACCCUUCCGCCAGAUUCCGGGGAGAAGCUCACCUUAGGAGUGACCAUUCUACUGUCGCUGACAGUAUUCCUGAACCUCGUUGCAGAAAGCAUGCCGACCACCUCGGACGCUGUCCCUCUAAUAGGGUCGUACUUCAAUUGCAUCAUGUUCAUGGUGGCGAGCAGCGUCGUUCUGACAGUGUUGGUGCUGAACUUUCAUCACAGAACGCCCGACAGAUACGUGAUGCCAUCGUGGAUUAAAAUGCUGUUUUUACAAUGGUUGCCGUGCUUGCUGCGCAUGAGUCGUCCAGGAAAGAAGAUCACGAAGAAGACCAUUCUUGGAGGCAACAGAAGGGCAAAGGGCAUGGAAUUGCAGGAGAAGAGUAGCAAGAGUUUGCUAGCAAAUGUAUUAGAUAUCGACGACGACAUUCGUCACAAGAAUAGUGCGGCAAAUCCUCCUUCCGGUUACAUAAGGUCGGCGUUCGGUACACCGAUAUCUACCGGAAGACCAGCAACGGUCGAAGAUACGUCCGCAUCGUUACCUCUUAGCGGGAUGCAGGAGGAAUUGCACACGAUUCUUAAGGAAUUACGAUUCAUCACGGAUCGUAUGAAAAAGGCGGAUGAAAGCGACGAGAUCAUUAGCGACUGGAAAUUCGCCGCUAUGGUGGUGGACAGGCUUUGCUUGAUCGUUUUCACGUUGUUCACGGUUUUGGCCACGAUAGUGAUAUUGUGUCGUGCGCCACACAUAAUCGUCCAAUAAAUAGACUGCCCCGGUCAAGUCACCGAAAAAAUGCACAAAAAUUGCCAAAGAAACGACGAUACGUGAGUUUCGAGGAGGCUGCCACGGAAGAGCGAUCAAGUAACGAGAGAGCACGAAAAAAGCUGCUCGUUGCUUCGUGCUUCCUUUCUUCUCGCUCUCUCCCUCUCUCUCUUUCUCUCUCUCUUUCUCUCUAUCUCUCUUUCUCUCUUUCUUUCUCUUUCUCUCUGUUUCUCCCGUUUUCUUCCCCCGAAAAAAAAAGAAGAAAUACUACGUGUGAGACGUGCUUCCAGUUUCGGCGAAAGGAAGGAGGAAGAGGCGAAGAAAGAAAGGGGAGGAACAAGCAAGAGUGAAGAGGCCGGAAGAGGAGGCGGAAGAGAUCGAAGAGGUCGUCGUUCGUUCGGUUCUUGCUGACCGACCAAAAAUUUUUCAAACGCUUCGAACACACACGUUUAAAAAACGAGGAAGCGCCCCUCGCGUGUUGAAGAACCGAACCGGAAAAACCGGAAGGACUUGGCAGGAAGCGAUUGGAAAAAGGACUUGUAGAGGAGGGCAAAGAAAGCGCCUCGACACAUUAUACACUAUUGACAAUACACGGCCACGUUGUGCGUUCACUUUCUUCGGCUAAAAACCGAACUUUCUCUCCUAAGUUUAAACCUAAUCGAGCGCAAUCGCUAUCUUUCUCUCUCUAUCUAUCCAUCUACCUAUCUAUCUAUCUAUCUAUCUAUCUAUCUAGUAUCAAACUCUCCGCGGAUAAGUGAUCGACGCUCGGUGUCGUACGACGAUCUUAUAAUUUUAUUAAAUUAUGCAAGAAGAGCGCGUCCUCGUCUCUCUCGAGCGAGGAGGAGCAUCGAUUCGUUCGAGGCUACUAGGGGGAAUUCGAGAAAGCUGUGUGCUUGUGCGCGCAUUCCUCGAGAGAGUGUUGUCGCGGCCUUUCAGUAAUUCAAUAGUUAACAGACACGAACGAUAGAAGGGAGAAGAAGGACAACAAUAAUAGUAAUAACGAUAAUAACAAUAAUAAUAAUGAUAAUGGUAACGAUAAUAAUCGUAAUGACUAAUGAUAUAAAUAAUAUUAAUAGUAAAUUUAAUUAAUAAUAAUAAUAAUA